Molecule: messenger RNA, 2906 nt
Organism: Psammomys obesus (fat sand rat)
Lineage: Eukaryota; Metazoa; Chordata; Mammalia; Rodentia; Muridae
Gene: Slc35a5
Product: solute carrier family 35 member A5
Exons: 7
Coding region: 248-1561 (437 amino acids)
Biological process (GO): pyrimidine nucleotide-sugar transmembrane transport
Cellular component (GO): Golgi membrane
Molecular function (GO): pyrimidine nucleotide-sugar transmembrane transporter activity
Source: RefSeq, a predicted model, not a curated record
GCCCCGCCGGCAGAUUGAUGCUCCAGAGCGUGAGGGUCGAGGGCGCCGCCGGCUGCUCCCAUUGCGCAUGUGUGGGAGGGUUUCCCUGACAGCGAGAGAAACCUGGCCGUGGUGGAGGGGUGCCGACCCCUUGGCCUUCCGUCCGCUUGCGCCAGCCGGUCUCUAGUUUGGACUUCUGUCUGCGGUCCUCAGCGACUCUCUGUGCCCAUCUUACCUGUACGCUUUGGGUCUACCAACAGGGUUGCUCAUGAAACUGUUCUUUUUAAGACAAUUAAAACCCAGUGGAAUGGAAGGAAAAUGCGUCAGGCGUCCUGCGUUAGGCCCAUCAGCGCUGUACACAUUCCUGCUAGGUGUUACAUUCAUUACUUUAAGUUCAAGUCGCAUCUUACUGGUAAAGUAUUCUGCCAAUGAAGAAAACAAGUAUGACUAUCUUCCUACUACUGUGAAUGUAUGCUCAGAGCUGAUGAAGCUGAUUCUCUGUAUACUCGUGUCACUCUGUGUUAUUAAAAAAGAAGAUCAUCAAAGUAGACAUUUGAGAUGUAUUUCCUGGAAGGAAUUCUCAAGUUUCAUGAAGUGGUCCAUUCCUGCUUUCCUCUAUUUCCUGGAUAAUUUGAUUGUCUUCUAUGUCCUGUCCUAUCUUCAGCCCGCCAUGGCUGUUAUCUUCUCGAAUUUUAGCAUUAUAACAACAGCUCUUCUAUUCAGGAUAGUGCUGAAGCGGCAUCUGAACUGGAUACAGUGGGCUUCCCUCCUGAUUCUGUUUUUGUCUAUUGUUGCCCUAACUGCCAGUACCAAAACGUCACAGCAUGACUUGGCAGGACAUGGAUUUCAUCACGAUGCCUUCUUCACCCCAUCCAAUUCCUGCCUUAAUUUCAGGAGAGAAUGUUCCUUAAGAGACAAUUGUACAGUGAAGGAGUGGACUUUCACAGAAUUCAAGUGGAACACCACAGCCAGAGUUUUCAGUCACAUCCGUUUGGGCUUAGGCCAUAUUCUGAUCAUAGUUCAGUGUUUUAUUUCUUCAAUGGCCAAUAUUUAUAAUGAGAAGAUCCUGAAGGAGGGGGCACAGGUCACUGAGAGCAUCUUCAUACAGAAUAGCAAGCUUUAUUUCUUCGGCAUUGUUUUUAAUGGGCUGACCCUGGUCCUUCAGAGCAGUAACCGUGAUCAGAUUCAGAACUGUGGGUUUUUUUAUGGACACAAUGCAUUUUCAGUGGCCCUUAUUUUCGUGACUGCCUUCCAGGGCCUUUCAGUGGCUUUUAUCUUGAAAUUCUUAGACAACAUGUUCCAUGUCUUGAUGGCCCAGGUGACAACUGUCAUCAUCACAACAGUGUCCGUCCUGGUCUUCGACUUCAGGCCCUCCCUCGACUUUUUCCUAGAAGCCCCAUCAGUUCUUCUCUCCAUAUUUAUUUAUAAUGCAAGCAAGACUCAGAAUGUAGAAUGUGCUCCUAGAAAAGAAAGGAUCCGAGAUCUAAAUGGCAGUCUUUGGGAGCGUUCCAGUGGGGAUGGAGAGGAGCUGGAAAGACUUACCAAACCCAAGAGUGAUGACUCCGAGGACGACACUUUCUAAUUGUACCUGGGUGGUUGACAGCUCUCGCAAGCUGUGUUUGCACAUUUUCAACAUUUGUGGCAAUUGUCUUUUCUGAUAAACUGAUGAUGUUCGAAAGCAUAAUAAUCUUUACAUGUAUCUAACCACUACAUGAACAGCUCCAUCCAAAACUUAGAGCAGCCACAGGGUGGCAGAGUUCUGAGACAUGAACAUAGGACUGUGAAUAACCCAGUACUUGAUGAAUCAACAGAAUGCAUAAGCAGAUUUUUCUUCCUCAGCCUCCAGCCUCCAGAAAUCAUGUUAACUAGACCCUACCCGUACACAAAUGGAGACAGUGUGCCAGAUACUAAUCACUGUGUCAUAUUGUCUGCCUGUCCUGGUUUCCCCUCGCCCCACCUUCAUCAUUAUAAAUAUUGUCUAUGUUUUCCCUCAAAUUUCAAGGCCUUAGCACUAGUCAUUUUGCUUUUAUUAAAGCAACAAGACUCUAAAAUUUUUUGGCUGAAAGACCUAAGUAUCUGGCUGUGCCAUAGAUUUUGGAUAACAUCCUUUGUGAUAAAUAUUUUUAAAGCUAUUCUUCAGAAAUAAAAUUUCAAAUUUAAUUUUUUGGAACUUAUAAAAAAUUGUAUUCUUAGUAAUUAUCUUUUUUUUUUUUUUUUUUGCAGCUUUAUUUACAUGAAAGUUGGUUGCCAAGUUGUCAUGUUACCACUUGCAUUUUAAAUCACCUAAGCCUUUGUGGAUUUGUUUUGUUUACUUCAUCUUCCUCAGUUUGUAUAUUUACAAAAUCUUGUCGUCAUCACUUUUUGAUGUUACAUUACUGUGUUGAGAAUUAAGUUGUUUUAAUUUUUAGUUAUUAAUUGAACCUUGUAACUGUUAAGUAUCUUUAUAUAUAGAUUCUAAAAUUCUAAAAUUCAGAACCUUUAUAAGAAUCCUUUUGUAAAAACUAUAAUGACUUUUAAUGAAAUAGUAGAGUUAGUCUGACAGAGGGCCAGUAAUCAGUAAGUCACCUAAAAAUAGCUUAUACUUACAAGUGCAUGGCAUGUUUCAAGGUAUGUUUGCAUGCAGCCAAUUGACUCUUUGUUGGUAGAACAAUCAUGUGACAGGUAAUGAAAAAGUCAGAAAAUAGAAUGAUAUGUUCCAGCUCCUACAGCUGGAUAGUGAUAGAAACAAGCUUCAAGCCUGUGUGUUUACAAAGUCAUAUACUGUAAGUAUGAAUUACAAGCUACCAUGCAGUUUGCACAUUCCUUCUUCAAGUUUCCAUGUAUUUAUAUUUAAGAUAUUAGUAUUAUUGUAAUUCACCUGUCUACCCAGAAUAAUAUAACUAGCAGUCACUGCUAAAACUUUUUCAUUAAAAUAAUUACUAGUCUAA